Messenger RNA from Paramecium tetraurelia, 1164 nucleotides. RefSeq lists its product as uncharacterized. The transcript is spliced from 6 exons. The record is from RefSeq and is a predicted model, not a curated record. Lineage: Eukaryota; Ciliophora; Oligohymenophorea; Peniculida; Parameciidae.
AUGGGAAAUUCACAAAAAAAUAAUCAGAAAUUAAUCUCCACAGCUUGGCUAGGUGUGAAUGAUGAAUGGUCAUCUAUAAUGAAAGAGAAAUUAUCUCGUCUUUCUGAAGAGUGGGUUGUUCCCUCAAUCAAAUGUUUGGAUAGAUUUUCUUCUAGAGAUCAGACUAAAUUCAGAAACCAAGUGAAAUUGAUUUUGACAAAGUAAAUGAAAGAAGAUAAGUAUGAGGAGUUGUUCAAUAAAAGCUAAGUGUUUUUAAACAGCAAUGAAUAUCUUCGCCAGGAUUUCUAAUUAGGUAUACCAAUAUCAGAACUCACAAUUUCCACCAAUACUAAUUCAAUUGGUAAGAUCAAUGAUAAUCAAUCCAUAUCUUCUAAGAACCAAGACAGUUUAUUUAUGGAAGAUCAAUGUUCCUAAAUUUAAUAAUUCUACGUGUUCAUCUAUUGUGUUAACGAUGCUCUAAUAAGUCAAAAACACCCUUUUAUACAUCUGAUGAAUCAGUUUAAAGAAUGGGCAAUAAACAAAUUAAUAAAUAUCAAGAAUCCUCAACACAAAAUAUAAUAAAUGAAAUAGAAGCUCUAGAAAUUUUAAAGUUCUUCAGAUCUGUUUCUGAACUUCCUCAUACAUUCUUUGAAUGAAUAUUUAGGCGAUUUUGGCGAUGAGAUAAGUGAGGAGGGACCCACUAAGUACAUCAAAGACAAACAAAACUAUUACAAUUUAUUUCUAUCACAUAUAUUCAAUGAAACCUUAAUUAGUCAUCUUAUGGAUAUACUUAAGGUAAUCCAUUAAAGCAGCUAAAAUAAUUGCAUUAAAAAAAUCAAACAUAUGCAAUCCAAAGUUGAAUGUUUUGAGAUCCCAAAAAAAUAUCUCACUCAUGAUAAACCAUUCUUAUAAGAAAUCUCAUGUUUGAGUGAAGCACAACAAUUAAUACGACCUACAGACAUUUUUUAUUGCUUCAUGAAGACUUAUUGGAUGAUCAAGGAUCAUUUGGCUAGAUCUGCAUCCAGCUUUCUGAUUUUCCAAGUAACCAAUUAUGUUAUUGUGCAUUCCAACAUUGAAUAUUUUCAUGCCCUUCUCCAUUUGCUAGAACUCUUCUAUUGUAAUUCACCUAUUUUACUUAAAUAUAAUUAAUCGUUGGAAUUCAUAUAAAAUAUUUUAAUUUCUUGA